UCUUCCUGUCCCCCUUCCUCUCCUUCCUUGAAAGAAAACGCCCUUUCAUGUGAUCAAAGGUAGAGAAAAUACAAGAAGAAGGUUCACAAGCCUUCUUUCAUUUCCCUUCUCCUCCUCUCUAUCUCUCUCACCAUCUCUCUUCUUCUCAUUUAUAAGCUUGUAUUCCCAUUGAGAGGAGGAGGAGGAGGAGGAGGAGGAGAAGGUGGUGGGCGGCUAAGGCUAUCUGUAGAAUUUUGUUAAAGGUGAUGGGCAGGCUGUCGGUGGGAAUCCUCGGCUUAUCAGAGCUAUUCGUAAGCGCGGCGGUGCAUCUGCUGUUCGGAUUCUAUAUAUUUAGCACCGCGGUGGCGUCGGACCUCUCGCACGCUGUGACGGAUUGCUUCAAGCCCAACACAUUUAAUUUGGUUGCGAAGGAGGAGGAGGAGAGCAAGGGAAAGGUGGUGGUUUUGAAAGGAUCGCCGCCUCCUAUCGUGUUGGUGCAUGGGAUUUUUGGUUUUGGCAAAGGGAGACUUGGAGGGUUGUCUUAUUUUGCCGGGGCUGAGAAGAAGGAUGAGCGUGUUCUGGUGCCUGAUUUAGGAUCCUUGACCAGUAUGCAUGAUAGAGCGCGAGAAUUGUUCUACUAUUUGAAGGGAGGGCAGGUGGACUAUGGAGAGGAGCACAGCAUGAUAUACGGGCAUUCACAAUUUGGGAAGAACUAUGGGCAAGGACACUACCCUGAUUGGGAUGAACACCAUCCAAUUCAUUUUGUUGGUCACUCAGCAGGCGUGCAAGUCGUCCGCGUGCUGCAGCAGAUGCUUGCUGACAAGGCCUUCAGUGGUUAUGAGAAUACUUCCGAGGACUGGGUAUUGAGCAUCACUUCCUUAUCUGGUGCAUUAAAUGGAACCACUAGGACCUACUAUGAUGGAAUGCAACCAGAAGAUGGAAGGUCUAUGAAAUCCAUAUCCCUGCUGCAGAUUUGCCGAUUAGGAGUCAUAUUCUAUGACUGGUUCAACAUUUCAUGGCUUAAGAACUACUACAAUUUUGGAUUUGAUCACUUUGAGAUGGGAUGGAGGAAGACUGGUAUUACUGGUCUUAUUGAUUUACUUUUUGGGAAUGCUGGACCUUUUGCUUCUGGGGAUUGGAUCCUACCUGACCUCACAAUACAAGGUUCCAUCAAGCUAAACUCUAGUCUCCACACAUUCCCCAAUACAUUCUACUUCAGCUAUGCAACUAAAAGAACAAGAAAAUUCAUGGGCCUUACAUUACCUUCUAGCGUGCUCGGUAUCCACCCAAUGCUGUUCAUUAGAGUCUUGCAAAUGAGCCAAUGGCAUCACCCUUCCAAUGUGCCUCCACCUUAUAAAGGAUACAGGGAUGAAGACUGGGAAGAUAAUGAUGGAGCUAUCAACACAAUAUCCAUGACCCACCCUCGCCUACCUAUCGAACACCCGAGCCAUUUUGUCGAGGAUGACUCAGAAUGCCAGCCUUUGCAACCAGGAGUCUGGUAUUACAAGAUAAUAGAAGCCGAUCACAUUCUUUUUAUCGUGAAUCGAGAAAGAGCAGGAGUACAGUUCGACCUUUUAUAUGAUGGCAUCUUCCAGCGCUGCAGAAGGCAUGCAUUUAGGACCGGUCCACCAAUAGUACCCGAUGAAAGCUGCCAAUAGCCCAAUGAUUUGCGAUCCCAUAGAACAUAGAGGAAGCAAGAGAAAGAAGCUGGCCAGUGGGUGUUCUUAAUUUUCCUUCCCAGGUCUUUGUUUUUUGGUAGAAAUUCCUUCCCAGGUCUUUGUUAACUGAUUUGUUUAGCUGAGCUUCAUAAGAGAGCUAGAGUUAUACAUGAACCACAAAAGAACACAUCUUAUCAUCAAAGUAAAUUCUGAUUCUUUUCUUCCCCUUUAUUAGACUGUUAAAAAUAGAACUUAAAGAAUUUGUAGAGC
This is a messenger RNA of Elaeis guineensis (African oil palm), 1907 nucleotides long. RefSeq lists its product as uncharacterized. Lineage: Eukaryota; Viridiplantae; Streptophyta; Magnoliopsida; Arecales; Arecaceae. The record is from RefSeq and is a predicted model, not a curated record.